Molecule: messenger RNA, 2604 nt
Organism: Canis lupus familiaris (dog)
Lineage: Eukaryota; Metazoa; Chordata; Mammalia; Carnivora; Canidae
Gene: CACNG7
Product: calcium voltage-gated channel auxiliary subunit gamma 7
Exons: 6
Coding region: 126-953 (275 amino acids)
Biological process (GO): positive regulation of synaptic transmission, glutamatergic; neurotransmitter receptor internalization; neurotransmitter receptor transport, postsynaptic endosome to lysosome
Cellular component (GO): postsynaptic density membrane; AMPA glutamate receptor complex
Molecular function (GO): voltage-gated calcium channel activity; channel regulator activity
Source: RefSeq, a predicted model, not a curated record
ACCCCGGUGGCGGCGGUGGCGGCCGGGGGAAGCCGCGGAGCCGGUCAUGCGGCUGCGGGGCCCGCGGCCCGGAGCGUGCGCCCAGCCCUGAGCGAGGCCCCGCAGGGCGCCCCCCGCCGCUGAGAAUGAGUCACUGCAGCAGCCGCGCCCUGACCCUGCUAAGCAGCGUGUUUGGUGCGUGUGGCCUGCUGCUCGUGGGCAUCGCAGUCAGCACUGAUUACUGGCUGUACAUGGAGGAGGGAACGGUGUUGCCACAGAACCAGACCACGGAGGUCAAGAUGGCACUGCACGCUGGCCUCUGGCGAGUCUGCUUCUUCGCAGGCCGGGAGAAGGGUCGCUGUGUGGCCUCGGAAUAUUUCCUUGAACCAGAGAUCAACUUGGUGACGGAAAACACGGAGAAUAUUCUGAAGACGGUGCGCACGGCCACUCCGUUCCCCAUGGUCAGUCUCUUCCUAGUGUUCACCGCCUUCGUCAUCAGUAACAUCGGCCACAUCCGCCCUCAGAGGACCAUUCUGGCCUUCGUUUCUGGCAUCUUCUUCAUCCUAUCUGGCCUCUCCUUGGUGGUGGGCUUGGUUCUCUACAUUUCCAGCAUCAAUGAUGAGGUCAUGAACAGGCCCAGCAGUUCUGAGCAGUAUUUCCACUAUCGCUACGGGUGGUCUUUUGCCUUCGCUGCUUCAUCCUUCCUACUCAAAGAGGGGGCUGGCGUCAUGUCGGUGUACUUGUUCACCAAGCGCUACGCAGAGGAGGAGAUGUACCGCCCGCACCCGGCCUUCUACCGCCCGCGUCUCAGCGACUGCUCCGACUACUCGGGCCAGUUUCUGCAGCCCGAGGCGUGGCGCCGGGGCCGCAGCCCCUCCGACAUCUCCAGCGACGUCUCCAUCCAGAUGACGCAGAACUACCCUCCCGCCAUCAAGUACCCGGACCACCUGCACAUCUCCACCUCGCCCUGCUGAGGCCAGCCCCUCCUCGGAGCGCCUCCACCUCCUCCUCCUCCUCCUCUCCUCCUCCUCCUCCUCCUCCUCCUCCUCCUCCUCCUCCUCCUCCUCCUCCUCAGGGGCAUCCGGGCCCCCAGCCGGGCUCCCUCCCUCGGGGCUUCUCCAUCCCGACUGGAGGAUGCCUCGCAAGCUUUAGCCCCGCCCCGCCCUGUGGCCCCGCCCCUCGCCCUGGCCCCUCCUACUUUCCAAGGGCUCCUCCCCCCUCCGGGCCUUUCGACCUCCGCGGUCCGGUCCCUCGCAGACAGCCCCUCCCCCUCCCCCCCGGCUCCGCCCCUCCCCUGCGGAUCCGGGGCGGCGGACCUCCCCACGGUGCGCACCCCGCGCCCGGGGGCCGCCACGCUGCGCCCCACGGCCUCCCCUCUCGCCGCCGGAGCUCCGGGCUGGAGAGUAGGUUCGGCAGCCGCCUGGAAUGCCAACCGUUCUCUUCUCCCCUCGGCCCCGACUUCUCUCCUUCCCCGCCCAGUCUCCUCUCCGGAGCUUGGGGGCCCUCGGGUGCAGCGUCCGCAGCUGCAGAGUGGGGUGAGGGGCUGGAGGCCCGGGCAUGGUUUAACCUGGUGUCCCCACCACACACACACACACACACACACACACACACACACACACAGAGUUCUCUGCUUCUCCGGGAGGCCCCAUUCUUCCUCGCCGGCUGGGCUCUUGGCCUUCUGAAGGUCACCUGCCUUUGAGGGGGCGCCGUCGGAAGGAUGUCCUUCCUCUCUCAGCUGCCCUGGGCUUCUCUUUUUCCUCUUCCUCCUUUCUACCCGCUCAUCCAAAGCCCCUAGGUGCAUCUAGCCCCGCACACCCGCGACAGGGAUGGAGACCCUAGGGUGGAGGAAAGUCCUCCGUGCCAUUUCCACACCUGUGCCGGCCUCUUCCCCCUCGAGGCCCCGUCGGGGGAGGGAGAGGUAGUAGCGGGGGUCGAAACCCCCCAAACCUCGAAGUCUUCCAUUUUCUGGCACUCCCCCUCAUUGAGGUCCCUCUUCCCAUCUCAGACCCCCAACUCUGGCCUCUUUCAAAGGUCCGUCCGCCCCCUGGGACAGAUUUGGGGGGAAGAUCACCGGAAACUCGCCCUCCCCCUGAUUAGGGCAGAGGGGGUGAGGUAGCACAGUGCUGUACACGGAACCGGAAAGGCCCCCGGGGUGGGGGGAGGGGGGCAGGGCAGGGACGGGGGCUUUUAGUUUGCAUCUUAGGUGGGAGGGGGGAGGGGGGACCGCAGCAGUUAACUUGUCCUUACGCAGCGAUUUUUAACGAGGCUGGGGGGAGGGGGGCUUGAGGGUGGGGAAGGGAUGGGGUGGGGUGGGGGGCCCUGGCUCUGUUAUUUGCCGUGUAUCAUAUGUAAAUACCGACAGAAACUUCAAUAAACUUUAUUUCAAACACGUCUCCGCCUGCCCAGGGAGAGGGGAUUGGAUACGGUCCGUCCAGGUCUCUGCCCCUGGGGUGGGGGCCUUGAGUCCUGCAGAAUAAGGUCAGAUUGGUCUUUGUUAAGUUGCUUAAUCAUCAUAAUUAUUAACAGCAGCACUUUAUAAUUCAGUCCGUGUAAAGCAUGUAGGACAGCAAAUGACACCCGUCAGGAUCAAUAAAAAUUAACUGUUGGUGUUACCAUGACCACUUA